This is a messenger RNA of Mesocricetus auratus (golden hamster), 3505 nucleotides long. RefSeq names its product RAB32, member RAS oncogene family (gene Rab32). The record is from RefSeq and is a predicted model, not a curated record. The coding region runs from base 165 to 836 and encodes 223 amino acids. Gene Ontology annotation, molecular function: GTP binding; GTPase activity. Gene Ontology annotation, biological process: vesicle-mediated transport. NCBI's taxonomy places the organism in Eukaryota, Metazoa, Chordata, Mammalia, Rodentia, Cricetidae. Gene Ontology annotation, cellular component: trans-Golgi network; Golgi apparatus; vesicle. The transcript is spliced from 3 exons.
AGAGGAAGUGCCCGACCAGGCUGGCCCAGCUUAGGGUGCACACAGACUCUCCUGGGCCGGCUGAGCGCGGUCGGUUCCGGGUCCGGUGACUCGCGUGACAAGCGUCGCCGGGUGCGCAGAGGAAGGAUCUGCCCUGACAGCCUGGUGGAAGAUUCCCGGUGCCCAUGGCGGGCGAGGGAUUCGGGCAGCCGGGGACGACAGCCACCCCGGCGCCCGAGACCCGAGAGCACCUCUUCAAGGUGCUGGUCAUCGGCGAGCUCGGCGUGGGCAAGACCAGCAUCAUCAAGCGCUAUGUGCACCAGCUCUUCUCCCAACACUACCGGGCCACCAUCGGGGUAGACUUCGCCCUCAAGGUCCUCAACUGGGACAGCAGGACGCUCGUGCGCCUGCAGCUGUGGGACAUCGCGGGGCAGGAGCGCUUUGGGAACAUGACCCGAGUAUACUACAAGGAAGCUCUUGGAGCAUUUGUUGUCUUUGAUCUCUCAAGAGGUUCCACAUUUGAGGCCGUCUUAAAAUGGAAAAGUGAUCUGGAUAGCAAGGUCCAUCUCCCCAAUGGCAGCCCCAUUCCUGCUGUCCUCCUAGCUAACAAAUGUGACCAGAAGAAGGAUGGCGCCCAAAGUCCUUCCCAGAUGGACCAGUUCUGUAAAGACCACGGCUUCACUGGAUGGUUUGAAACCUCUGCCAAGGAUAAUAUAAACAUCGACGAGGCCACCCGGUUCCUAGUGGAAAACAUCCUUGCGAACCAGCAGAGCUUUCCCAGUGAAGAAAACGACAUGGACAAAAUUAAACUGACCGAUGAGCCCCUCCCAACAAAGGCCAGGUCCCAGUGCUGCUGAUGUGUCCCAGCAUUGGCUGCACUAUGCUCACGGUGCCUCUGUCCCUUGUAAGUCUCCCCCAGGCAUGCUUUACCGUCUGGCUGCACAGGAACGACUCCUGUGAAGGUGGAGAUCCGUGGAGAACUGGUCCCUCUAGAGGCCCUGUGACCAGAGGAACCCUAGGCUCUUUCUGUACUGCCAAAUAGAGACUAAUGUUUACAUCCUUUGAAACAUUAUUGGACAUGGAUUUCAAGUGUUAGCUUUUAGUGUAAGAACCGAAAUAGUAGGAAGACUUCCCACGGUGUUCCUGACAUUUUGAGUGUCUUUGUUCCUGUGUUCAUCCUCAUCUAACCCCUAUUUUUUUCUUAUUUUCUACGAAAAAAAAUUCUUCUUCUCUUCUUUCUGUUAGCUACAUAGAAUUGAAGAUCCCAUGCAGUUAUUUCCUAGUCAAAACUCUGUACUUCUUGUAAAACAUUUGUCAUUAAAUACCGAGUCUAAGCUGGGCUGGGUGGUAGUGGUGCUCAACUUUAAUCCUAGCACUUGGGAAGCAAAGGUGGACUAUCUCUUUGAAUUUGAGGCCAACAUGAUCUACAAAGCAAGUUCUAGGACAGCUAGUACUGUUACACAGAGAAACCCUGUCUGGAAAAAACAAACAAAAAACAAACAAAUAAACAAACAAAAUGUGAUUGUAAAACUCAUAGGUGGCGUAUAAUGAAGUUGUUCUGAAACAUCUUGAGAUUCCCUUCCCUAACUAAUCAAAAAGUACUGAGCUGGAGGUAUGGCCCAAUGAUAGAGUGCUCGCCUAGAAUGUUACAGACCCUAGGUCUGCAGGGAGGAAAGUGCUUGCUCCACGGAUGUAUUAUGGGUGUCUCCCUCUGGAUCCUCUCAGAUGUACUUGUACUUGUUACUUAGAAACAAUAUAAAGGAGCAUUCCUUCUCUGCCCGGCAUUCUGUGUUAGAACCUAGAGCUAUUGAAGGCCCAGCCAUAGUAUAUGGAACUUGCCUUUCCAGAUCUCUCCUCAUAAUGGUCAGGGGGAGAAUUUUUUCCAAAGUGUAUGCAGUUAUACCCAAGUUUCUCGAGUAUGAAACCUGAAAGAAAGCAAACCAUGUAUCUAAUGGUUUUUGUCUACGGUUACAGACACCGACUGUAUAAUGCCUAAGACACGUUAGGCAGAUCUACAGUGUUUGAGUUACACUUAACUCAGUGAAAGCAAAGAAUAAAUAUUUUAACCUAAGCCUGUGAGUUGAGUGAAUGUAUUUCUAGGAAGGCACUUUCUUGUUUAAUAAAAUGUUGUGUUUGACUGGGCUGUUGGCCCACAUCUGUAGUUCUAGCAUGCAGGAGACAGAGGCAAAUAGGUAGAAUUCAAGGCAUAUAUUGACUACACAGCAAGCUCAAGGACAGCCUGGGCUACACAAGAUCCUUUCUCCAAAAGGAAAAAAAAAGUCUUAAAAAUUGUAUUCUGUGAAUUUUCUAGAUUUAGCUGCUUUAUUUGUGUGUUCUUUGGCUGCAUUUGUUCCUAUGUGUGGGGUGUGUGUGUGCGCGCGCGUGCGCGUGUGUGUGCGCGCGUGCGCGUGUGUGUGCGUGCGCGCGCGCGUGUGUGCGUGCGUGCGCGCGCGCGUGUGUGUGUGUGUGUGUGUGUGUGUGUGUCGAUGAUGGGAGCCCAACCCACAUCCUCUGCAAAGGCAACAAGUGUUUUACUCACUGAGCCACCUCUUGAUUUUUAUUUUAAAGCACUUAUCACAUAAUGCAAAAAAGUUUAGCUCCUUUAAAGAAAUUUAAAGAACCUUUGUGUCAUAGCUUAAAGCUGAAACAAAUGAAACACUGGACGUAUUUGUCUCUUGAAACAUGUGAACAUGGUAGGUGAACACGCUGCCAUAAUAACAAGAAAAACAGAAAUGCUAUCAUCUGGCAUCUCUGUCCUGAGAAUAAAGGAGUCACAGGCUCUUUUUUCACUAAACUCAAGCCUUACCUUAAUGUGGCUAAGUGCUAUAUAUUCAAGUAAUGAGAUCAAUCAUUUUAACCCUUUGGACAAGGACAAGGAUAACAGGGUUUGAUUAAUGUGUAUAAUUUAAUGCAAUCCCUUUGAUUUUGUCAUGGUUAAAUCUUUCUUUCUAAGAAAUACAUAUCACCCAAGUGUAAAAUACAGCUUUAUAACGGUUGAUAUUUCACAGUCUGUGAAGAAUCUAUAAGGUGUUGCUAUCAAACCCCAAAUGAUGGAAACAUCAAGUCUAUCCUAAAUAAAUACUGAAAGUGACUGAAGUCACUUGAAAGUUUUUGUGUGUGAUACGAUAUUAAUUUUUACAAAUAGUCUAUCACAUUUAAGUUCUUUAGCAGUGGUCUUGAUACUCAAUUUGUUCAUCUUUACAGUGUUGGUUUAUUUACAGUAUUCAUCCAGGACAGAUCCUGACAAAACUGAUUUCUGUUAUGUAAUGUGAGACACUUUAUACUAUGUACUGUUCACAUUUCAGAGAAAGAAUUGUUAAUCUUUUGCCUUAAUCUUAAACUCUUUAAUGUUUUGUAACUUUAGCAUAAAAUUUGCAUGGAGGCUAAAUGACAUAAAAAAGACUAAAUGAAAGAAAAGAAUUCUAUGUUCCCUUCAUUCACUUUAAAAAGCAGUUAUACAUUUAAACAUAUACCCUCUCUCAGACACUGGUGUAAAGUAACCUAUUAAAAGAUGUAUCAAGAUGUU